UUGAGCUGAGUAUGUGUGUGUGUGUGCGUGUAUGUGUUUGUGUGUAAUUGAGCAGCAGUAGUUUGAUGUAAGGGACGGGCUGGGCGAGUCAGUCCGCCUACACGGGCUUUGUGUUGAUGUUCAGGCGGUGCUACAGCGCUGACAGUCCGCGACAAGAGCAACACUAGAGAUCAGCAUUCCCAACAACACCCAUCCACCAUAAAGAGAGGGAGAGAAAGAGGACAGACGGUGUUUUGGGCGAUUUGACUGUAAGGGAGUGGAGCUGGACUGAAUCAUGGCCACUUCUACGUCUUGCACAGGCUCCACGCUGCUGCAGCCAAUUAGUAAGAUUAUUGAUCUGCCACUGGACCAGGUGAACUUUGUGGUAUGCCAGCUCUUCGCCCUGGUCACGGCCUUCUGGUUCCGACUCUACCUGCACCCUAGCAAGACGAGUCCCUUCAUCCGGCAUGUAGUCGCCACCCUCCUGGGCUUCUACUUGGCCCUCUUCUGCUUUGGCUGGUAUGCCUUACACUUUCUGGUACAGAGCGGUCUUGCUUACGGCAUUAUGAUCUUCACAGGUGUAGAACACAUGCACAAAUACUGCUUUGUGGUUACGCUGGGAUAUCUCUGUUUCUGCCAGGUCACAAGAGCCUAUGUGUUUGACUACGGCAUGUACUCAGCAGAUUUCACUGGGCCCAUGAUGGUCAUCACACAGAAGAUCACAAGUUUGGCAUUUGAGAUUCAUGACGGUUUGAUGAAGAGGGAGGAGCAUCUAAAGCCCAGUCAGAAGUAUCUUGCAGUCAGGAAGAUGCCCAGUCUGCUGGAGUAUCUGAGUUAUAACUGUAACUUUAUGGGGAUCUUGGCCGGCCCGACCUGUUCCUAUAAUGAUUACAUAGCCUUUAUAGAAGGCCGAUGGUACGAGCCCAAGCACCUGGAGUCAAAUGGCAAGGAGAACGGGAGAUUCAAGCAGAGUGACCCUUCACCUAAGAGGGAUGUGAUCCAGAAAGUGUGCACGUGUGCUCUGUCACUAAUGGUUUAUUUGGUGAUAUUCUUUCACUCUUUCACAGCCGAUGCCAUCAACAAUGCGGCUGGUUUUGGGUUUAAUGGCUAUAACGCAGAUGGCACCCCAAAAUGGGACAGAAUAUCAAACUUAAGAAUACUUAAUAUUGAGUUUGCCACCAGCUUCAAGAUGUUCUUGGAUAACUGGAACAUACAGACGGCACUUUGGUUGAAAAGAGUGUGUUAUGAGCGCUGCCCGUACAAUCCGACUGCGGCCACAUUCCUCCUCUCAGCCAUCUGGCACGGAGCGGACCCAGGGUAUUACCUGACCUUCAUCACAGGCAUUGUUGUAACAAUGGCAGCACGGGCAGUAAGACACAAUGUGCGGCAACAUUUCCUGGGCUCAGCCACGCUCAAGCUCAUCUAUGAUGUGAUCACAUGGUUCAGCACGCAGAUGGCCAUUUGUUACACUGUUGUGCCAUUUGUACUGCUGGCAGUGGGGCCUUCACUGAAGUUUUAUAGCUCGUGGUACUGCUGCAUUCACCUGAUCUGCGUGUUGCUGGUGCUGGUUCUUCCUGUGAAGUCCAGACGCACGAAACAACAGGAACAGCCGAGCAGCGUUCAGGCCAACGAACAGAACUGUCUCUCCUCUCCUCACAACAACUGCAACCAGAAGCAGAAAGCCACAUGAGGGCAGGAAGGGCUGCUCGACCCGCACACAGCGCUGUGAGGAACUCUGAUAUCAGUACUGAGAGACAAAGAGCGGCCAUUUCCUCCCUCAGAUCCAACGACACUGACAGUGACAUUAACAAGGCAUAAACUCCAGCAACAAUACAGCGAAAAGACACGGUUAACCCCAUAGUUGCCCUGUUGGAGAUGGGUUUUAAACAGGAAAUCUUCAUAGGAUCAAAUGAAAUUGGGGUGAUUGAUUAUUAAAAUGGUGAAUAAUUGACAAAUGUCAGUUAAUCUGAAGUUGCCUUAAAACCUCCAUAUAUUUAGGGCCUGAAGCCUCAUAUGGGGAUCGUGUUACAUAGGAACGGACCAGUCAUUGUUGGCUUAUAGAUUCACUACAUUAGUGCGGGAAGUCUAGCACUGGAAUCGGCUUCCACGGUACCUAGAAGGUUUCUGCCAUUGUCAGUUAAACAAAGUAACCUCUCUUUUAAUUCUUCUCAAAGGAAAUGUGUGCGGUAAAUGAAAAGAAACAAGUCCAGUUGCGUGUUGCCAAACUCAUAGGCCUUAGGUUCCUAUCUCCUGCCAUUGCUUCAUCUUUAUUCUUUUUGAAUUUCUGUGCUUUUCUAGUAGGUUCAUAUCUGCUGCUUUCUUUGGGUGUGUCUUCAUUUGGAAAAUUGUUUUUGCAAUCAUUUUUUCAGUGAUUUUUGUUUAUUUUUAAUUAAGGGCUUUUGGUUGGAUUAAAGGUUGUAUUGAUGCUAUUUUUAAUGGGUUGUAGGCUUCCUCGGGGCACACAUGUUUCAGACCAUUUUAGAUGUUUCUCUACCAUCUAUGUUUCUCCCACAACAUACAGCCCAUCUGGAGAAAACAGAAGACAGUUCAAUAAUACCCAGUAUCACAGCUUGUUUGGGUUUUUAUUACAGAUGUAAAUGGUAAGUGCAAUAUCUGUAUUGUUUCCAUAGGUGCAUGUUAAAUGAAAGGAACACAUUAGUUUUGCAAACAGUGCUAAUGCUCUCAUCACAUCAACAAUAGUCAGAAUUGUGUAGAGGUUCAGUAUUCAAGUACACUACCAGCUAAAAGUUUGGACAAAUCAGAUUUGUUCCUCUUGAUCUUAAAAACCUGUUGAACUACAGGCGAAUGCUUGAAAUGAGUAAAUAUGAAUAUAAAUUGUGCCAACAUAGUAAUUCCUUAAAACUAAAAUAUUUAGUUUUAAUAGUAUUUUUAUUUUAUUUUGUGUGUCUCACAUAGUGAGGGAAAAACAGCCAACAGCAGUGCUUGGGAACUACAUAAUUCCCAUAUUUACAUUUGUUAUUUUAAAGUUUUGAUGACUAUUAUUCUAAAUUGUGGAAAACAGUAAUAAUAAAGCAUGAAGUCUUGACUCUUUACUGGUAGUGUACUGUACAUGCAGUACUCAGAUGCAUGCAGUUUCAAAUUUUAUUUAAUAUAUAUAUAUAUAUUUUUCUAUGAAUACAUCAAAACUCUUAGGCCCUAAAGAAACCUGCAAGUUGUGUUCCUAUAAGAUUUUUUCUUGAACUUUGAUCCUCUAAAAGGCCUCAGAGAGCCUUGCUCAUUUGAUUCAAGGAUCUGGAAAAUCAGACCUCAUCAUAUCCCACCAGAAUCUACUUUUUGAUAUGUGUAAUUAUGUUGAUGCAAUUAUUUUCUUCCAAACAUUUUACCCUUUGGUCAAAGUGACUAUAUAUGUUAGUUUUUCAUUUGGUAAUGAAGGGCUGAAGGCACUAAAGCAUUUACCAAAGUGAGUCUCACUGGAUUCUUGUUAACCAAGCAUUUUCAAUAACGAAAAAGUUAUUCUUGGGCGUGAAGUAGACCAGCCUCCAUUUGGAGAAAACGCUCCGAACCAGCCCGCUGGGAUUUCGUAAGCACACUUCUCUAAAGUCUUAUUGUAUUUGGACUCCAGAAAUGUAAAACCAUGAUGAAUUACAGCCCUGUACCAACAGUUUUAGCAACUGCAAAACCAAUAGGAGGAUUAAUAAGUCUGCACUUCUGUUGGUAACAGUCUAGAUAUAUACCAUAUAAUUGGUCUUCUUGCCUCUUUGUCUUAAAGGUUUAGCUUAAGGAAUUAACUGUUUUAACGGUUCAAAGGCAAUAUGUCCCUCAGUAACCAGUGUACUAACUAGCACCUCGAUGCAAAACAAAAUGUCCAAAGUGCCAAAUCACAUGAGGUGCACAAAAGAUCACUUUAUUUGUACAGGUUUACAACAGGGUGAGAGGUUUGUACUUUAAAAUAAAACAAAAAACAAAGUGAUUUAUUUGGUCUUAAACUGACAUUAUUUUUACCUAUACUGAUAUGUUGGGAGGAAUCACUCCCUCCAUAUUUGCACUUUUGGUAGGAACGAGUCGGGGUAGUGCUAUCGUAGAAAAACUGCCGAAGCAAUGCAAGAAACCGCAGUGCUACUCAACAGUUAGAGUAUGUGCUUAACAAGUUAAACGGAUGAAUUUGCCCAAAAUGUUAAAUUCAUUGUAGUAACAAAGGAGAAUCAGGAUGGUGUUCCAGUGCCAUAGAAAGACGUUAAAUGCGUGUUCAUUGCUGUUUAUGUGUAAACAUCGUCCCUUUGUUCAGAUAUUGUUCGGUUAAAUACAGUCUACCAUCUUUUUGUUAAUUCUCAAGUAAUAGUGAAGGCACAUAACAGCCUUAUUUAUCUGUAAAAUUUCGGUUCAGUCAUUCAUUUAUUUUCAUACCGUUUCCAACUACUGAUUCUACAAAGAAUGACCUAAAGCUGUGUGAAACUGUGUUGACUACUGUAACGUUUUUAUAGUGCAUUUGUUGUCCACCAUCCACCUCAGUUCUGUUGUUUGUCAUUGUCUUGCUGGUCUUUAAUGGCCAUUCAAAAUAAGUGAUUGUGGCCCUUAGUAAACAAGCAAACCCCCUUAACUGGUUGCUAAAGCUUUCCAGAUAUUGCACAGAAUUGUUGAACUUUUCCGUUGCAAUUCCGACUGGUUGUGAUGUUGCAUAACCUGGCAGUGUACAGCAAACCUAAAGAUGUUAAUGAAAUGUAAUAUGUUUAUGACGAGAUACAGGAAAAGUAAUACCUAAUAUGUUAGCUACUUCAAUAUAAAUACAUUUACCAAUAUCCAUUAUAAAACACAAGGUUGUCUGUGCAAAUGCACUUGGAUUGAGAACUGUCCAGAGGAGAACAAACACGGUCUCCUCUAUUUAUUUCCUGUAAUAAUCAUAAAUUGAGAUAUGAUAAUUAUCCAGCAUUUGAAAUGUUUAACGAACUGAGUGCUCUGAAGUUGCUCUGAAGUGAUUUUUUCCUUUGAAUAAAGGAUUUGAUAUUAAAGGGAUAGUUCACCCAAAAAUGAAAAUUACCCCAUGAUUUACUCACCUUCAAGGCAUCCUAGGCGAUGCAAUCUGAGUUCUAUUUAAAAAAAAAAAUGUCCUGGCUCUUCCAAGCUUUAUAAUGGCAGUGAAUGGUUGUUACUUUUCAAUAGUCCAAAAGAAGUUAGAAGUUCAAAGAAGCUAGUGGAAGCUAGAUUACUGUUUAUAAAGUUUUAAAUAUGGAUAUUUUUCUUACAAAAACGCAUCGAGUCGCUUCAAGAGGCCUUUAUUCACUCCCCCGGAGCUGUGUUUUUUUAUGAUGGAUGGAUGCACUUUAUUGGACUUCUUUUGG
Sinocyclocheilus rhinocerous is the source of this 5276-nucleotide messenger RNA. Its product is annotated as membrane-bound O-acyltransferase domain-containing protein 2-like. Gene Ontology annotation, cellular component: membrane. Gene Ontology annotation, molecular function: acyltransferase activity. The coding region runs from base 275 to 1669 and encodes 464 amino acids. NCBI's taxonomy places the organism in Eukaryota, Metazoa, Chordata, Actinopteri, Cypriniformes, Cyprinidae. Gene Ontology annotation, biological process: lipid modification. The transcript is spliced from 13 exons. The record is from RefSeq and is a predicted model, not a curated record.